Strongyloides ratti is the source of this 1476-nucleotide messenger RNA. RefSeq names its product EG:86E4.5 protein. The transcript has a single exon. NCBI's taxonomy places the organism in Eukaryota, Metazoa, Nematoda, Chromadorea, Rhabditida, Strongyloididae. The coding region runs from base 1 to 1476 and encodes 491 amino acids. Gene Ontology annotation, molecular function: phosphatidylinositol-4,5-bisphosphate 5-phosphatase activity. The record is from RefSeq and is a predicted model, not a curated record. Gene Ontology annotation, cellular component: membrane. Gene Ontology annotation, biological process: phosphatidylinositol dephosphorylation.
AUGACUUUUAAAGAUGGUAAAACAUUAACAGAUCAUGAUUCUGUUUUUUGGCUUGGUGAUCUUAAUUAUAGAUUAGAUACUCCUUUAACACAAGAAGAAAUUUGUUAUAUGUGUGAUACUGGAAGAUUCAAAGAGCUUUUACAAUAUGACCAACUUACUAAAGCAAAAGAAAUUGGACAUGUUUUUUAUGGUUAUGAAGAACAUAAAGAUAUUGAUUUUCUUCCAACAUAUAAAUUUGAUGUCGGUACUUGUAGAUGGGAUUCCAGUGAGAAAAAACGUACACCUGCAUGGACUGAUAGAAUAUUAUAUUGGAAAAAAUUUGAUAACGUUAAUGUUAAGCAAUUAAAAUAUCAUUCUUGUCCAAAUGUGGUUAUUAGUGAUCAUAAACCAGUGAUAGCACUAUUUAAAAUGGAUAUUAAAAAAAUAUGGGAAGAUAAAAUGCGUGAAAUUAGAAUUGAGGCUCAAAAAGAAGUCGAUAAAAAAUCUAAUGAUUUAUUACCACAAAUUUCUCUCUCAGCAACUGAAUUUGAAUUUAAUAUUGUUAAAUUUUUACAACCAUCUAUUAUGAAUCUCAAGAUAAAAAAUACUGGGCAAACAAGAGUAAAAUUUUCUACAACUUUAACAGCAGAGCCCAAAAACGACUAUGGACCUUAUGAUUGGCUUACUUUAACACCAUACACAGGUACAAUUGAUGUUAAUCAUGAAUUUAGUGUUUGUCUUCAAGUUCUCAUUGAUAGACAAAUGGCAUGGAGACUUUCACCUGAUGAUAUAUCAAAAGUUGAAUGUAUAGUUAUAAUUCACUUAGAAAGUGGCAGAGACUACUUUAUUUCCGUACAAGCAAACUACAAACCAUCUUGUUUUGGAAUCUCAUUAGAGACAGCAAUGCUAAAAGCAAAUAUUUCUACUCCAUCAGAUAAUGAAGAUUCUUUAAUAAUUUUUGAAAAAGAAGUUAAACUUACUAUCCCUUAUGAAGUUCACCAAUUACUCAAAUACCUUCGUUCAAUUGGUUUUAAAAAUAUAGAUUUAUCUCAACCUUACAGUGAUAAUGCAUUUUUUAAAAUUAGAGAUUGUCUUGAUGAGAGAAGAAACAUUUUUGAAUUUAUGAAUAGUAACACAGAUAUUCAACCUAUUAACAUAUAUGCAGUUUUGAUAAGAUUACUAACAAGUUACAAAGAAAGUAUAAUACCAAAUCACUUAAAAACUACACUACUCCAAUGUUCCGAUGAUGAAGUUUACGGUAGAUGUAUAUUACAAUUUCCUGAACAUCAAAAAGAUAUUUUUAGAGAAAUACUUCUUUUCCUAAAAGAUGCCAGAGAAGUUAAUAAAGAAUUUGAUAAAGAGUUGGAAACUUUUUCCAACAUCUUUUUUAGAAUGGACGGUGAUACAUAUAAAGCUGAAAGGUUGCUUUUUAUAAUUUAUUCCAUAAAUAAAGUAAAACCUAAAAGACAGCGACAUCAUAGUAUCCUUGCAGUUUAA